Messenger RNA from Chenopodium quinoa (quinoa), 7821 nucleotides. Its product is annotated as MAG2-interacting protein 2-like. The coding region runs from base 363 to 7514 and encodes 2383 amino acids. Lineage: Eukaryota; Viridiplantae; Streptophyta; Magnoliopsida; Caryophyllales; Amaranthaceae. The record is from RefSeq and is a predicted model, not a curated record. Gene Ontology annotation, biological process: retrograde vesicle-mediated transport, Golgi to endoplasmic reticulum. Gene Ontology annotation, cellular component: endoplasmic reticulum membrane; Dsl1/NZR complex. Gene Ontology annotation, molecular function: SNARE binding. The transcript has 12 exons.
CGAGCUGCUCAACUCAAUUAGCACCCCUAAUUACACCCCAAAACGAUGUAUUGGUAUUUUUUUUAUUAUUAUUUUUUACCUUAAAUUAAAAAAAAGUAAAUUUUUUGGUUUAAAAAAAAAAAAGGUAAAAUUUUGUAACGCAGUAAAUAAUUUACAUGGUCCGUAUCACGAUUUACUUUCUUCUCUCUCCUCCCCAAAUCUGAUUCACUCCCACAUCGCAACCUUACUCCAUUGCUAAGAUCAUCAUCAAUCAGAUCUCCGCCGUUCUCGACGCUUCUACGGUGUUCUUUACGGCGGUUCGUCGCUUUUAAUGGUGGUCACAUAGAGUAUAUAUACUCUCUCCGACAAAUCGAGGUUCUUCAAUGGCGGAAGCAACCUCAUCUGAGGUUCUCUAUCAAACUCUUCAACACGCUUCCGGACCUUGUUUCCCUAAUUAUCCGCCUCAACAGGUUAUUGAUACUGCUAAUUCAGGAGUAUUGUCAUUGAUUUCAACUCGAGGUCUGACUCAAAUUAAAGAAAAGUGGAAUGCGUAUAGACAACCAAAGAAAUUGAAGAGGUUGGUGUCGUUGUUUGUAGCCCCUAAAGGUGAACGAGUGGCUGUUGCUGUUGGAAAUCAUAUAACCAUUUUACGGAAGGAUGAGGAGUAUCAUCAACCAUAUGGGACUUUUGCUAGUAAUAAUGUUGGUGCAUUUACUCUUGGAGCAUGGUCAGAAUCUCAUGAUGUGCUCGGAAUUGUUGAUGAUGUGGACACAUUAUACUUUAUCAAGUCAAAUGGUGAUGAACUAAUAAGAAUUGAGCGCAGGCAUCUGAAAUUGGCGUUUCCAAUCGUGGGCCUUUUUGUGCCUGAUGUUACGGAGGCAACGGAACCUCUCUUGUGUAACUUCAAUUUUCUUACUUCUGAUGGAACUCUUCAUCACAUUGAGAUCAGCCAGGAUCUGAGUGCUUCUCUCUCUUCAAUACGGACUUGGAGUGACAUAAAGAGACAGUUUUCACUAAAUUUCUUCUGUCUAGACUACAACCCAGAACAUUCUUUGCUUGUUCUAGUUGGUGUCCCUACCAAUAUUUCUAUAACUGCUAGCAGCCCUACUGGAUCUUCUACACUCUCUGUAUGGCGCUGGAGUCAAAAAUCAGGUUUGCUACAAGUCAAUUCUCUGCAAUUUGAAGGCGUUUAUAGCAAACCUAAGGGGUUUAGAGGCCUGGUCGUAUCUCCAAAGGUGCUGAUCUCACCUCAUGGAAAGUUUAUUGGGACCCUGGAUUUAAGAGCACGUUUGAACAUAUUUAAGCUUAGUGUUGAUAGCUCGUCUCUUUCUCUAUUUACUUGUGGAGGGACAGACAAUGAUUUUCUAGAAGAUAUUGUCGAUUUUACUUGGUGGUCUGAUCAUGUGUGUACUAUAGCAAAAAAGGGAGGUGCUAUGACCAUGUUUGACGUCAUUAGUGGGAAAAAGCUUUUAGACAAUGAUCCUUUGUUUUCUGUACCUGUCUUGGAGAGAACUGAAUUUUUCUCGGGAAAAGUGUUUGUUUUAGAUAUCCCGUUGCUUAAAGAGACCCUAAAUUCUGCUGAUCAUAUGGAAAUAAGUUAUAUUCAUGAUAUGGACCAGUAUAUUGAAGGGAACCUUAAUCAAGUUGAGACAUCAAGAUUUUCAUGGAGGUUGCUGUCAUUUUCAAGGAAAUCAGUUCCUGAAAUGUAUGAUGUCCUUAUCAAUAGUCAUAGUUAUCAGUCUGCUUUAGACUUUGCUGAUCGUUACAAAUUGGAUAAGGAUCAAGUAUUCAAAUCUCAGUGGCUGCACUCUGCACAAGGGAGUGAUGAGGUGCAUAUGCUUCUAUUUAAUGUCAAGGAUGAAGCUUUUGUGCUUCGUGAAUGUGUUGAGAGAGUUGGGCAAACAGAAGAUGCAUUGCGAGCUUUACUUGCAUAUGGGCUUAACCUGACUAAUCACUACAAGUUUUCUGAACCUGAAUCUGACUUGUGUGAACAUGUAUGGGAUUCUCGUCUGACAAGACUUCAGCUGUUGCAAUUCAAGGAUAGGCUGGAGACUUUUCUUGGAAUAAACAUGGGCAGGUUUUCUGUGCAGGAAUACAGUAAAUUCCGUGUAAUGUCGAUUACUGAAGCAGCUGUGAAGCUUGCUGAGAAUGGAAAAAUCGGAGCUUUGAAUCUUCUAUUCAAGCGACAUCCUUUCUCCUGUUCCCCCUUUAUUCUGAAAAUACUGGGUGCUAUACCUGAAACCAUUCAAGUCCAGACGUACAGUCAACUCCUUCCUGGAAGGGCCCCUCCUCCUGUUACUCCUCUUCGAGAGAGAGACUGGGUUGAAUGUGAAGAUAUGAUGGAAUAUAUCGGAAAGUUACCUGAAACUGAUGGAAGAGCUGUGCUUAUUAAAACUGAACCUAUAAUUAAGCAACUCUAUGGGAUUUUAUGGCCGUCAACUAGUGAGAUACUGAUAUGGUACAAGGAAAGGGCCCAAGAAAUUGAUAAAUUAAGUGGACAGCUAGAGAAUAGUAUCUGCUUGAUUGACUAUGGUUGCCGUAGGGGUAUGUAUGAGUUACAGCAGUUUCUUGAUGAUGUUUGGUACUUGCAACAGCUUGUUUAUUCUGAAGGAAUUGAUGAUGAGAUGCAUUGUCCUAUCAGUCUUAUUGAAUGGGAGCAUAUGUCUGACUAUGAGAAGUUCAAAACCAUACUUAAGGGUGUGAAAGAAGAGAAUAUUGUUGAAAGAUUACGUUUUCGAGCAAUCCCAUUCAUGAUGAAUAAACUUCAUUUGGAAGUAGAACAUCAGAGGGAUUCAUUUUUGGUUCAGUGGUUGAAGGAGAAUGCUGCUCAGAGCAAAAUUGAAUUUUGCUCCGUGGUCAUUGAUGAAUGGUAUCGGGAUGUACAAUGUGGAUUUUUUGUGGAUGAGAUGGAAGCAGCUGAAUGUGCUCUUCAGUGCAUAUACUCGUGCAAUGCUAUGGAUAGGUGGAAUACUAUGGCAUCCAUUCUGUCGAAGUUUCCAAAUUCAAGAGGUAGUGACAUUCGUUCUGAGAGCCUAGAGAAAAAACUCAGAAUAGCAGAGGGUCAUAUUGAAGCAGGGCGACUAUUGGCUCUAUAUCAGGUUCCAAAACCAGUGAAUUUUUUUCAUGAGGCUCAUAAAGAUGACAAGGCUGUAAAACAGAUUCUUCGUCUUGUCCUCUCAAAAUUUGCAAGACGUCAACCUGCUCGAUCGGACAACGACUGGGCAAGUAUGUGGCGUGAUUUGCAGUGCUUGCAGGAAAAAGCCUUCCCAUUCUUAGACUUGGAGUAUAUGUUAAUGGAAUUUUGCAGAGGAUUGCUUAAAGCUGGGAGAUUUUCUCUUGCAAGGAACUAUUUAAAGGGUACGGGAACAAUCAGUCUGCCAACUGACAAGGCAGAAAGCCUUGUGAUUCAAACAGCACGGGAAUAUUUUUUCUCAGCAUCAAGUCUAUCAUCCUCUGAGAUCUGGAAGGCUAGGGACUGUCUUGACCUCUUUCCUAGCAGCCCAACUGUUAGAAUGGAGGCUGAUGUUAUUGACGCAUUAACAGUCAAACUGCCGAAUCUUGGUGUCAAUGUUUUGCCUAUGCAGUAUAAGCAAAUAAAAGAUCCAAUGGAAAUCGUCAAGAUGGCUAUUACUAGCCAGGCUGGAGCAUAUCUAAAUGUUGAUGAAAUAAUUGAAGUUGCCAAGCUUCUUGGGUUAGCUUCUCAGGAAGAUAUAUCUGUUGUUCAAGAAGCUAUAGCACGUGAAGCUGCUGUUGCUGGAGAUCUGCAGUUGGCUUUAGAUCUAUGCCUUGUUUUGGCUAGGAAAGGCCAUGGUUUCAUUUGGGAUCUUUGUGCUGCAAUAGCUAGGGGUCCUGCCAUUGAGAACAUGGAUAUAAGCUCUCGUAAGCAGCUUCUGGGCUUUGCUUUGUGCCAUUGUGAUGAUGAAUCCAUUGGCGACUUGCUACAUGCGUGGAAAGAUCUAGAUAUGCAAGCCCAAUAUGAGUCGCUGAUGAUGCAAACAGGUACAGAUGAGUUUGCUGUUAAGAGUUCCUCAACUAUUUCAGCUCCUGAUCACACUGCUCAACCUAUAAUGGCUGGUGAUUUUUCUGAGGAUGAAGAGACUUUAUUAAAUAAAAUUAAGGUAGUAAUUUCUAAGGUUGCUAAAGAUAUUCCUGUGGCAAAUGGGACCAGUUGGGAUGAUGUCCUAAGAGAGAACAGGAAAGUUCUGUCUUUUGCUAAUUUGCAGCUUCCAUGGUUAGUUCAAUUAAGCUGUGAACCAGAAUCGGUAUCAAAUCACUAUCCCGUUUCGGUGCCUGGAAAGCAAUAUGUUUCAGUAAGAACCCAAGCUGUAAUAACAAUUUUGUCCUGGUUGGCUAGGAAUGGAUUUGCUCCCAGGGAUGAUCUGAUUUCCUCUCUGGCUAAACACAUUAUGGAACCACCAGUCACGGAGGAAGAUGAUGUUGUGGGUUGCUCUUUCCUUUUAAACCUUAUUGAUGCUUUUCAUGGGGUGGAAGUUAUUGAACAGCAGCUCAAAACUCGGGAGGAUUACCAGGAGAUUUGUAGCAUUAUGAAUGUGGGGAUGGUAUAUAGCUUGUUACACAAUUCAGGAAAUGCAUGUAAAGAUCCACUUCAGAGGAGAGAGCUGUUGCAGAGAAAGUUUCAGGAGAAGAUUAGUUCAGAUGAACUGGAAAAAGUUGAAAAAGCACAAGCCACAUUUUGGAGAGGCUGGAAGCUGAAACUGGAAGAGCAAAAGCGGUUGGCAGAUCGUGUAAAGGUGUUGGAGGAACUAAUUCCUGGAGUUGAAACUGCACGCUUCUUAUCCGGGGAUUUACAGUACAUGAAUAGUGUUGUCAUGUCCUUUAUUGACUCAGUACGGUUACAAAAGAAACCUAUCUUGAGAGACAUGUUGAAAUUGACAGACACCUAUGGCUUAAAUCGUACAGAGGUCUUGUUGAAGUUUCUUGCUUGUGUAUUAGUUUCAGAGGUUUGGAGUAAUGAGGAAAUUGAUUCUGAAAUUUCAGAUUUUAAGGGAGAAAUCCUCGAAUCUGCUACAAAGACAAUUGAUGUCAUAACCUCGGUCGUGUAUCCUGUAAUUGAUGGUUGCAAUAAAGCUCGUCUUGCUUAUAUUUUUGCACAGCUUUCAGACUGUUACCUGCAUUUGGCGGAAACAAAAGGUUUGCAUCCCUCAGAAUUUCAAGGGUUAGGAGAUUCAUCUGUAACAUUGGGGCAUUUCUAUCGGGUCCUUGAACAAGAAUGCUUUCGUGUCUCCUUCAUAACAGAUAUGAACUUCAAAAACAUUGUAGACAUUAAUUUAGGCUGUCUGAACUCUGUUCAUUUCGAUGAUGAAGUUUGCCGACAUGUUAGUGAAUUUACUGUGGAAGCACUUUCAAAAAUGGUGCAAGAGCUUCAUUGUACCAUUACCAGAACAACCUCCAAGGAUAUUAUAUCAUGGCAAGAUGUGUAUAAGCAUCAUGUUGUAAAUUUGUUAGAGAAUUUGGAGUACCGAGCUAAAAAGAUUCAUCUUGAAAAUCCUGAGAGCCUACAAAGCUUGCUAAGCGAAGUUGAGCAGACCUAUGAUGCGUGCAGUAAGCACAUUAGAAUCUUGGAAUGCCAGUCUGCUUUAGUCAUCAUGAAGCGGUACUUCUGUAAUGUUAUCCCUUUGCAUUUUGUUAGAGAGAGUGCUUUCAGUGAUCUAUGUCUGAAUGAUUGCCUUAUUGUACUUCUGAAUUUCUGGAUGAAAUUGAAUGCUGAUAUGGUGGAAAUGGCUGAAAGUUCAGAUGAGAAGUUUGCUGCAGUUUCUUUGAUGAUAUGCCUUAAGGUUUUCUUGAGGUUAGUGGUGAAGGGAAAAAUUACUCCAAGUCAAGGAUGGGGCACUGUAUAUUUCUUUGCCAAUUGCAGCUUAUUAACUAGUCCUACGGUAUAUUGCUCUUUCUGUAGAGCUAUGAUCUUAUCUGGUUGUGAGUUUCGCUCUGUGGAGGCUGUAUUUUCUGAAGCUCUUUCUGAAUGCACGAUUGACCAUGGUAUGAGCUUGGACACCGAGAGUGGCGUUAGUUGUUAUAUUGAUGUUUGUAAUUUAUACCUAGACAUACUAGAAAGUACUUUGUCUAACUUAGUACAUGAUGAUAGUGAACGACAUAACUUGCGCAACUUGCUAUCUUCUUUAAGUAGAUUUGAAGGUGACCUAGAAGGUCUAAAGGUGGUUCGAACUGCAGUUUGGGAAAGGUUAGCCAAGUUUUCUGAUAACUUGCAGUUGCCUAGUCAUGUACGAGUGUAUGUCUUGGAGGUAUUGCAAUUCAUUUUAGGCAGAAAAGGUAAGCUAUCAACAGAUCAGGAAAGUAGUAUUCUUUCGUGGGAAGAAUGGGAUGAAUGGAAUUCCACAAGCAAGAAUACUGAACUGACAGCAGAGCAGCCACUUCCAAAUCAAUCAGAAGGUUCUAACAGGUUUGAUAAUGCACUUGUUGCUUUGAGAACAACUGAGCUUGCAGGAUCAAUUUCUUCGCACUUGGAUAUAAGUGCCAAUGAUCUCUUGACAGUUGAUUCAGCUGUUUCUUGCUUUGCAAAAGUGUGUGAAGCUGCGGAUACACAUGCACAUAUUGGUACUCUUGUGGCCAUUUUGGAGGAAUGGGAAACCCUCUUUCUCGUGGAGAAAAAAGAAGCUUCUGCAGAAGUCUCAGUGGCAUCUGAUGCAGGCAAUAACUGGAGUGAUUGGGAUGAUGAGGGUUGGGAAAAAGAAAGCAUUCAUGAUGAGGAACCUGUUCAGGAAGAGAAAAUUGAAUCUUUAGUAUCUAUACAUCCUUUGCACACAUGUUGGAUGGAGAUUCUAAGAAAACUCAUCAUGCUGUCCCUAUUCCAUGAAGUAGUGAAAUUAAUUGAUCGAUCUUUGAAAAGAUCUGAUUUGGUCUUGAUUGAUGAAGAUGAUGCAAGCAACUUGAGUAGCAUGUUAAUUGGUUCUGAUUCCUUCAUGGCCCUAAAAGUAGUGCUAAUGCUUCCAUAUGGAACACUACAUAUGCGCUGCUUAGAUGCAAUUGAAAACAAGCUUAAACUGGAAGGUAUACCGGAGAACACUGAUAAGAACUUGUUAAUUCUUGUUUUAUCUUCUGGGAUUAUAUCCACCCUAAUUUCUGAACCAGCACUUGGAGCUACUUUCUCUUACAUCUGUUACUUGGUGGGCGAUUUAUCACAUCAAUCUCAGAAUUUCCUGUUGUCAAAGACAAAUCAGAAUCUGAUAGAUGAUGAGAUCGAAGGCUUCUGCCUUACUUUCGUACAAAUUCUGUUUCCUUGUUUAGUUUCAGAACUGGUGAAGGCAAAUCAGCAAAUUUUAGCUGGAUUUCUUGUUACGAAAUUUAUGCACACAAAUCCUUCUCUUUGCCUGAUUAAUGUUGCCGAGGCUGGCCUCAGCAGGUAUUUGCGAAGCCACAUGCAGCAACUAGAAUGCCGUGGCUCUGCAACAGAAGCAAGAAAGCCAGAGAUACUAGGACAGACACUGUCUAACUUGGAAUUAAAAUUGAAGAACUUGAUCCGAUCUGCAUUAAUAUUGCUUCCAAACAGUAGUUCAUAGUUUUGUUAUACUAAACCCAUUUUUUGGGUAUACACUGCUGAGAAUUUUCGUUCCAGCUAAAGGAAUUUUGUUGUAGCAAAAUAUAUGUAGGGGCCUUGUACAUGUUUUUUGCUCUGUUGAAUUGUACAUCUAAGAGUAAGCUGUUGGUGAUACAUUGUUUUUUUUUUUUUUUUUUUUUUUUUUUUUUUUUUUUUUUGGGAAUUGGUGAUACAUUCAUACAUUGUUUGAAAUAUGAUGUACAGUAUAAUUCUGAACUGACAGUAGAUUUCUGGAAUUCGACCCUAAUAUUCAAGUAGUGUUAGUCAAA